AGAAUUUGGUGGGGGUGUGUGGCCAGACUCAGAUGAGAGGCAGCUUCUUCUGAUUCAUUCACUGCUGAUACUAGUACUCUGCUAAAGGACUGUGUGUGCAAGUAGUAUGACCCCAACCCUGAAGCUGUGCAAUCUAGGAGCUGUGAGGCACCAACCAUGCUCUCGUCCCAGCCUCUCCUGCACACUGCAGUGUUUGCACUCACAGUCCUUCAGGCCCUUGCCUCCAACACCUUCAUUGCAGCCGUCUAUGAGCAUGCCGUCAUCCUGCCAGAUGCUGUUAUUAAGCCUGUUUCUCCUGACGAUGCUUUGGCCCUGAUGAACAGCAACAUGGAUGUCUUGGAAGGGGCCAUCAAGGAAGCCGCCCAGCAGGGUGCCCACAUCAUUGUGACUCCUGAAGAUGGCAUUUAUGGCUGGAACUUCACAAGAGACACCAUCUACCCGUACCUGGAGGAUAUUCCUGAUCCAGGGGUGAACUGGAUUCCCUGCACUGACCCCACAAGAUUUGCUCCUGCUCCGGUGCAGGAACGACUCAGCUGCAUGGCCAGGAAUAACUCCAUCUAUGUGGUUGCAAACAUUGGGGACAAGAAGCCUUGUAACUCGAGCGAUCCCAGCUGCCCCAAGGAUGGUCGCUAUCAGUACAACACUGAUGUUGUCUAUGACCCAGAGGGAAAACUGGUGGCUCGUUACCACAAGUACAACCUGUUUAGAGGAGAAACUCAGUUUAAUUACCCAACAGAGCCAGAAGCCAUCACCUUUGAGACCCCCUUUGGGAAGUUUGGCAUUUUCACUUGCUUUGACAUCCUUUUCCGUGAGCCUGCUGUGGUCCUGGUGAGUGAGUUGCAGGUGGACACCGUGCUCUUCCCAACAGCUUGGAUGAAUGUCCUGCCCUUUCUGACUGCGGUUGAAUUUCACUCUGCCUGGGCUAUGGGUAUGGGUGUCAAUUUACUUUCAGCAAAUACUCACAACAUCAGCUUUGCAAUGACAGGCAGUGGGCUGUUCACGCCAGAGGGACCCGCCGCCUACCAUUACGACAGUGAGACUGAUGGGGGACGUCUCCUGGUAGCAGAGCUGAGUGCACAACCCCGUCUUUCCCCCAACUACCCCCCAGCCAUCAACUGGAGCUUGUAUGCCACAAGCAUCAAGAAAUUUCCAGAAGAAGACACAUUUCUGGGAGCUGUCCGGAAGGAUAUAUUCACUUUCAGUGAACUCAGGCACAAAGCUGGAAAUUAUACAGUUUGCCAAAGAGACCUCUGCUGCCAUUUGAUCUAUCAGAUGUUAAACAAGAGCAAAGAUGAAGUUUAUGUCCUGGGUGCAUUUGAUGGGUUUCAUGGUUCUCUUAUAAAAUACCACUGGCAGAUAUGCACGCUGCUCAAGUGCAAGAGCACAGAUCCAGAAACAUGCGGGCAGCCGGUGGAGACAGCUCAGACCAAGUUUGAGAUGUUCUCCCUCAGCGGCACGUUUGGCACCAACUACGUCUUUCCAGAAGUCUUGUACAGUGGGGUGCAGCUGGCCCCCAGGGAGUUCGAGGUGCUACGUGAUGGGCGUUUGAAAAGUAAGCAUGGAACAUCAAAACCACUCAUAACAGUGACGCUUUUUGGAAGGCUUUAUGAAAAGGACCUGCCUCAUCCUCUGCGAAUGUCUCCAUCCCGUAACUCAGCUGUUACACAUUCACCAUAGACAGGAGGGGAAUUUCCUAUGCUGAUCCACCUUUUCAUGAGUCAUGGCAGUUAUACUGUAUCAUUCCUGUUCUGCAAUCUUGCACUUCCUCUCAGCAGCUGUUAGUUGCGUUUAUUCAGGAGAAAGCGAUGUGAUCACUCUGUUGUGUACACCUUGUUAAUAACGCUUGAGACACUGCAAUUGUUUUCAGUAUGAAUGCUCUGUCACAUUAAAUAUUUAAUUAGAUUUUUUUUAAAGAUAUCAUGUAGAUUGCCAGGAUAGCAUUAGAAAGAAGACUGAAACUGAAAUGUGUGAAAUGUGAAGUUUGUCAGUUUCCUGAAGAACAAAUCUUUUCUAA
Melopsittacus undulatus (budgerigar) is the source of this 2014-nucleotide messenger RNA. Its product is annotated as vascular non-inflammatory molecule 3. The transcript has 8 exons. The coding region runs from base 157 to 1677 and encodes 506 amino acids. Gene Ontology annotation, biological process: pantothenate metabolic process. Gene Ontology annotation, molecular function: pantetheine hydrolase activity. The record is from RefSeq and is a predicted model, not a curated record. NCBI's taxonomy places the organism in Eukaryota, Metazoa, Chordata, Aves, Psittaciformes, Psittaculidae.